This is a messenger RNA of Platichthys flesus (European flounder), 992 nucleotides long. It is a transcript of the gene il21, whose product is annotated as interleukin 21. Gene Ontology annotation, biological process: immune response. The annotation marks the transcript as partial. The record is from RefSeq and is a predicted model, not a curated record. Gene Ontology annotation, molecular function: cytokine receptor binding. NCBI's taxonomy places the organism in Eukaryota, Metazoa, Chordata, Actinopteri, Pleuronectiformes, Pleuronectidae. Gene Ontology annotation, cellular component: extracellular region. The transcript has 7 exons.
GAAGUGCCGUCUUCCUGUAGCUUCCUGUUGGCUGCUCUGAGUUUACGCGUGCACGCACAUGCAUCUAUAGGCACCACGCACGCGCCGCUUGACGCAACUUUCGCAUCACGUAGCGGUGACUGCCAGUGGAAAAGAAAACUUCAUUACUCACACCCCAGGUUUCUGCAGGUUUCCAAGACUCUACUAGUGGUUUUCCUGCGUCCUCAGGGAUACAUAAAAGAAGUGUGCUGCUGCUCUCUGGGCUUCGCAGGGUCCAACGAGAAGAAGAAAUUAACAGAGGUCCUGAAUGAGCUGAAGCAUGUGAGAGAGACUCUGCCGCAGAACAGCAGGACGAUGCUGAACUCUCCACCGCACGAUAUCGAGGACUGCUGCUACCGGGCGGCCCUCCAGUGCUUCCAUGCAAACCUGAGAGUCCACUUCAAUGGCACCAGCAGAUAUCAGAAAAAACUUAACAGGAGCCUGAACAACACCUUGACUAAAAGAGGUGUGGAAUACUGUCCUUCAGGAAACAACACGGCAACUAUCUGCCACAACUGUGACUUACAACCUAAAGUGAGCAUUGAGGUAUUCUUCGACAGGCUGAAGUCUCUAAUUGAAAAGGCCUUAUCCAGACUGGGGUCGAAGUGAGAAACAGAAGAACGACGCCGACCGACACUACGCUGACAAUAUGCUAAACAUGGAAAAGUCUACAUGUUGUACUUUUUAUACUAGUAUUUAACUUAUUUAAUAUAUAUAUUUAUUGAGUUUAUUUAGAGGAGGUAAAUCCCUAGCGAAUGAAGAAUGUAUUUUCAGAACAGCUGCUUUGCCGCCACCCAGUGGACUGGACCAGGCAGUUUCUCGAUUUCACUCGACAAGUGGAAGUUGAUUCAUUAACAUGUUGAAGUUCUCAAAGAAUAAAAUGUAUACAAUGACAUUUAUACUGUGUAUGAUGGGCCUCAGUACAGACAUUAUUUUAUUGACCUAAUUUGUACAAUUUAAAAUAUAAUAAAUAA